Molecule: messenger RNA, 2768 nt
Organism: Rubroshorea leprosula
Lineage: Eukaryota; Viridiplantae; Streptophyta; Magnoliopsida; Malvales; Dipterocarpaceae
Source: the annotation of a GenBank genome assembly
AAUUGUUCUUCCCGGAGCUCCUAACGCAAUUUCUCCCGCCAAUUCUCCAAAACCACCGGAGGAUUUCCGCCGUCGAUUCGCCGCCGGAGCAUCGCGCCGUUUUCAUCUCAUUGACACCGUCAAUGGAGAGUGGAGACAAUGAUAUAUGAUAUAUAAUAUAUCAACUCAUCCGCAGACAGUAGUUUUUGAAGAAGAACCUCAAAUAUUAAGCAGGGUUGAGGUUGAUGCAGAGAUAGGGUGUCAAAGUUCAGAUGAUUAUUCCUUGGAGAUGAGUCAGGAGACAACCAGUAAUGAGGAUGAGUGUCAGAGCCCGAACAUUUCUUCUAUUGACAAGAGUGAGCUGGAAAUAAAUGAGGAGGAGCAUCUUACUCAACAACUCUCUGAUGCUAACAAGAGUGAGAUGGAUGUUGAUUGUGAGCAGGAGUCUCAGAGCCCAAUUGGUUCCUCUGUUGAUGUAAUGAGGUCAGGAAUUUCUGUAAAAGAUGAAGAGGACACAUUUUUGGUACCAAAAGUUGGAACGGAGUUUGAAUCAGAGGACCAUGCAUACAGGUGUUACAGUAGAUAUGCUGUGUUGGAAGGUUUUAGCAUUAGGAAAGAUUUUGUGAACAAGAGUAGGAUAGAUGGUGCAGUUAUAUCCAGAAGGUACACUUGUUACAGGCAAGGCUAUAGGCCUAGUAAGCAUAAUUUGAAUGUGAGGAAGCCCCGGCAAGAAACUAGAACUGGGUGCUUGGCACAUAUGACAAUUGCUCGUCAACCUAAUGGAAAAUUCUGUGUUACCCAUUUUGAAACAGAGCACAACCAUGAGUUUGUAACCUCAUCUUCAGCUCAUCUGUUACCAUCACAGAAGCGGUUGACCUUUGCUCAGGCUGUUGAAGCUGAAUUAGCUAAUAAUUCUGGGAUGGAUGGGGUACCAAAGCUUGGAAUGGGGUUUGAAUCAGAAGAUCACGCAUAUGAGUUUUACAAUGCAUAUGCAGGACGAGUUGGUUUUAGUGUUAGAAAAGAUUAUGUAAAUAGGAGUAAGGUAAAUGGUGCUGUGGCAUCCAGAAGGUUCACUUGUUUCAGAGAAGGAUUUCGCCAAAAAGACAAGAGGGGUUUGAAUGUGAAGAGACCUCGAAAGGAAACAAGAAUUGGUUGUUUGGCCCAGCUGGUCAUUUCUCGUCAACCUGAUGGUAAAUAUCGUGUCACUCAUUUUGAAGAAAAGCACAAUCAUGAGCUUGUUGCAGCAUGUAGGGUUCGAAUGUUACGAUCGCAGAAGAGGUCAUCUGUAUCUCAAGUUUUUGAAGGCAAUGCACUUGAUAGUUCUAAGGGACAAUCAAAAUCAACCUCAGAAAUAUCAUGUAACUCAGCUGGAGAUUGUGUUGAUCAUGGAUAUGAUCCUGUUGAUUACAAAAGUAAAUUGUCUUCUAGGCGGGCUAGAGAAAUGAGAGAAGGAGAAGCAGGAAAAAUAAGGCAAUAUUUUCAAAGUAAGAAAUUGAAAAAUCCAUCUUUUUUCUACAAAAUGCAACUUGAUGCAGAAGAUCAAAUAACUAAUAUAUUUUGGGCUGAUGCAAAGAUGGUGGUGGACUAUAGUGACUUUGGUGAUGUGCUUUGCUUUGAUACAACCAACAGGCUAAACAGAGAUUGUCGACCAUUUUUCCCCUUCAUUGGGGUGAACCAUCACAAGCAAAUGGUUAUCUUUGGAGCUGCUCUUUUAUAUGAUGAAACUGUUGAUUCCUUCAAGUGGCUAUUCCAGACUUUCUUGGAGGCCAUGUCUGGAAAGAAGCCAAAGACAAUCCUUUCAGAUGAAGAUGCUGUACUGGCUGAAGCAAUACAUUCUGUAAUUCCAGAAAUCAGUCACCGAGUAUGCGUUUGGCAUGUAUACCAGAGUGCACUCAAACAGCUCAGCCACACGUUUUUAGGGUCACCUUCUUUUGUAAAUGAUCUAAGCAGUUGCUUUUUUGAUUAUGAGGAGGAAGAAGGCUUCAUUGCUGCAUGGAAGGUUAUGCUGGAUGUACACUGUCUUUGGGAGAAUGAGUGGUUGCAUAAGAUGUUUGAGAACAGGGAGCAAUGGGCUAUAGCAUACAGAAGGGAUAUUUUUUGUGCUGAUAUAAAAUCUGCACAGCUCUGUGAAGGUUUUAUUGCUAAUUUAAGAAAGCACCAAAAGCCUGACUUGGAUAUACUUUCAUUUUUCAAGCAUCUGGGGAAGGUGUUGAAUGAUUGGCACUACAAAGAGUUGGAAGCUAAUUAUGAAAUGAAUCAACAUAUGCCAAGAUUAAUGGGAGAUGUGAUUCUAUUGAAGCGUGCAAGGGAUGUUUACACACCAACGAUAUUUGACCUGUUUCAGCAAGAGUAUGAGACUUGUCUGAACAUUGUUGUUAAUGAAUGCAUUGAGACUGAAACAUCAUUUAAGUAUAAAGUUAGCAUAUAUGGGCAACAAAGAGAGUACAAUGUUACUUAUAACUUGUCUGAUCAGAAAAUUCUUUGUGGCUGUAUGAAAUUUGAGUAUGUGGGAGUUUUGUGCAGUCAUGCAUUAAAAGUUCUAGAUUACAGGAACAUUAAGUUGCUUCCCAGCCAAUAUAUCUUGAAGAGGUGGACAAGAGAUGCGAGACUUUAGAACUCAAAAGGCAUUCUUCUAAGUGUAUGACUUGAAGGACUAUUAGCGGCUGAAGGGUUAUAAGAUACCUGAACUGAAAUUGUCAAGUUAGUGGCUGUCUGCUGUAUUUUAUGAAGCAAAUUUGCUGUGAAAAUUUCAUGUAAAGGGAGAGCACACUAUGGGGAGGGAUUUUGUA